This is a messenger RNA of Caenorhabditis remanei, 402 nucleotides long. RefSeq lists its product as uncharacterized. Gene Ontology annotation, molecular function: fatty acid binding. NCBI's taxonomy places the organism in Eukaryota, Metazoa, Nematoda, Chromadorea, Rhabditida, Rhabditidae. The record is from RefSeq and is a predicted model, not a curated record. The coding region runs from base 1 to 402 and encodes 133 amino acids. Gene Ontology annotation, biological process: fatty acid transport. Gene Ontology annotation, cellular component: nucleus; cytosol. The transcript is spliced from 2 exons.
AUGUCCCAAGAAUUCGUUGGUCGCUGGAAGCUCGUUCACUCUGAGAACUUCGAGGAGUACAUGAAGGAAGUCGGAGUUGGAUUGAUCACUCGUAAGGCUGCUGCCAACUUGAAACCAACUUUGGAGAUCAAGGUUGAGGGAGAUGUCUGGCAUUCAAACCAAUACUCCACUUUCAAGAACACCACUCUUUCUUUUACUUUGGGAAAGGAAUUCGACGAGACCACUCCAGAUGGUCGUACCGUCCAAUCGGUCGUCAAUUUCGAGAACGGAAAGUUCGUUCACACCCAGAAGAAGGACGGAAAGGUCGAGUCAGUCAUCACUCGUUGGCUCGAUGGAGAGAAGCUCAUCACCACUCUUCAAGCUGGAUCCGUUGUCUCUCGUCGUGAAUACGUCAGAGAAUAA